AUGAUGGUUGCGUUUUACAACAUUCAAUAUGUUUCGAUCAUCCUUACCGUUUUGGUCCUUGUAGUCGUUGCAGAAGGAUGUGAGAGCAGUCAUCAUCAUUAUCAUCAUCAUCAUCCCAUGCAGGCUGAGUGGUUCUUUCAAUUAUCGAGGCAGCAGUACGUCAUGCAGUUGCGAGGAGGAGUGAAGAAGUUGGAUCAAGUUCACCCCGACUACGCGCCGAUCAGGGCGGCAAGGAGGGAUGAACGGGAAAGCGAGGAUGCAGAGAAACAGGUUGGCAAGAAACCGAAGAGAGGAAAGAAGGGGUUUCUGGCGUCAGAGUACGCUAGAAAAUCAAGACUGAAAGCAAAGCAGAUGGGCUAUGACUCAACAUACAUUAGGGAACAUUUCCCUGACCUUGCUAAGAGGUCUGAAAAGGAAAUACGAAGGAAACAAAGAGAAAUAGGAGAGAGCUUGGGGCAGAAACAAAAGAGAGGGGAGUUCACUCAAGCAGAGCUGCUAGAGAUGAAGCAGAAGGAGCUGACGCCUCAGAGCUACCGGCUCUACAAGAUGAUCGAGCCCCUCGGGAAGCAUGGAGACAGGGAGCUACGAGUUCUCCUCCUCUACCUCGACGCAAGUCCCUUCAUCCUCCGAAGAAUGAUCAGGUCCCAGGAAGUAGAGAAUGAGGAGGAGAGAGAAGGUAGAGAAUGA
This is a messenger RNA of Guillardia theta CCMP2712, 687 nucleotides long. RefSeq lists its product as hypothetical. Lineage: Eukaryota; Cryptophyceae; Pyrenomonadales; Geminigeraceae. The coding region runs from base 1 to 687 and encodes 228 amino acids. The record is from RefSeq and is a predicted model, not a curated record. The transcript is spliced from 5 exons.